Molecule: messenger RNA, 2456 nt
Organism: Sphaeramia orbicularis (orbiculate cardinalfish)
Lineage: Eukaryota; Metazoa; Chordata; Actinopteri; Kurtiformes; Apogonidae
Gene: utp25
Product: UTP25 small subunit processor component
Exons: 12
Coding region: 32-2317 (761 amino acids)
Biological process (GO): maturation of SSU-rRNA from tricistronic rRNA transcript (SSU-rRNA, 5.8S rRNA, LSU-rRNA)
Cellular component (GO): nucleolus; small-subunit processome
Molecular function (GO): U3 snoRNA binding; rRNA binding
Source: RefSeq, a predicted model, not a curated record
AUAAACACACGUGUAGUAGUAUAGAGUCAACAUGGGGAAAAGGAGACAGAACAAGACAAUUUUCACAAAUUUGUCUAAAAAACAGAAGAAACACCUGAAAGAAUUUGGAGAGGAGCACCCAUUUCAUGAUGUAGUCAAUGAAAGACCGGAAAGAACUGAAAUAGUGGAGCUGCCAGCAAGCCCUGAGCAGUCUGAUGCUGAGAGUGAGGAGCCAGAAGAGGAAGAGGAGGAACCAGAACAGAAAACAGCAUAUCAGAAACUUCUUUCAACUCUCCAGACUGACAGUCAGAGUGAAGGAGAGGAGAGCAGUGAUGAUGAAGAAGAAGAAGAGGAAGAAGAGCUUCUGAAUGAAGGAGAUAGUGAUGGAGUCGGUGAUCAAAGUGAGGAAGAUGAAGAAGAAGAAAAAACAGAGGAACCUGAGGAUGCAAAUGGAGCACUGGCAGGGGCAAAAGAGGGAGAGAAGGAGGAAGAAGACAAAGACAUUGGAGAUGAAGAGUUCAUAGACAAGGAGAAUGAGUCUCAUUUCUCUCUGGAAGAUCACUUUAUGGGUGACAAAGAACAGCAGGACACUGAAAGCACCGCAGAGUGUGAAGACGAGAAGGACAUGUUUCGUCAACAUUUGGACACAGAACUCAGUGAAGAUGAUGCGCAAAAGAUUACAUCUGGCAUCAAAGGGAAGCAUCAGACCACGUGGUUGAAACUGGGCACUCUACUCUGUACCAGUCCUUUGGAGAGGUUUGGCCCCAUUGGCCCACAGAAAGGCACAGACCUUCCAGUUUUCCACAAGCUCCUGGAGACUCGAUGGAAGGAUCUGAACCAGACCUUGGACUCCACAAAGGAGGCAGAAGGCAUCAGUCCACUACAACUGGAGCUGCUGGCCCUCAUGGGCUCUUACAAGGACCUUUACUUUUCAGAGAUGUGUCCAGUGAGUCAGGGCCAAGAGGUUCGCAGUGCGUACUGUGUCCAUGUUCUCAACCACGUACUGAAGGCCAACUCACAGGUCUUAGCUCACAAUGGUCAGCUAAGAGAGCAGAAAACUCGGCCUAAAGGUGGUUCUGAACCACAGGAUGAACCCAGAGACCAAGGCCUUACCAGACCCAAGGUCCUGAUCCUUGUGCCGUUCCGAGGUGGAGCGCUGCGAGUCGUCCAAACUCUCAUUAGCCUACUAGAGACCAAAGGCAAGAAGAUAGUUGUAAACAACAAGAAGCGGUUUAAGGAAGAGUUUGGAGAAGAGGAAGAUGACAAGCCUCCCAAUCUGAAGAGACCAGAUGAUUAUCACUCUAUUUUCUCUGGCAAUGUGGACGAUCACUUCAGGAUAGGUGUUUCCAUCGUGAGGAGCAGCAUGCAACUCUACUCCCCCUUCUACUCAUCAGACAUCAUCAUUGCCUCCCCGCUGGGCCUUCGCAUGGUACUGGGAGCAGAAGGAGACAAGAAGAGGGACUUUGACUUCCUUUCAUCCAUCGAGCUUAUGGUAGUGGACCAGGCAGACGUCUUCCUCAUGCAGAACUGGGAACAUGUCCUGCAUGUGAUGAAGCAUAUGAACCUGCAGCCACUGGACUCACAUGGAGUGGACUUCUCCAGAGUCAGAAUGUGGAACCUGAACAACUGGGCCAAACACUACAGGCAGACACUGAUCUUCAGCUCCAUCCAGGACCCACAGAUCAACAACAUCUUCUCCAAACACUGCACCAACUACCGAGGACAGAUUGCAACCAAGAACAUGCCAAAAGUCGGUUCCAUCUGCCAGGUGCUGGUUCAGCUGCCUCAUGUAUUUCAGAUGUUCCCGUCAGACAGUUUCAUGAACCAGGAUGCUCGAUUUCAGUUCUUUGUGGACAAAGUGCUUCCUCAGUACAGAGACUCAGUUAUGUCUCACACUUUGAUCUACAUCCCUUCUUACUUUGACUAUGUCCGGUUGCGCAACUACAUGAAGAAAGAGGAGAUGAACUUUGUCAGCAUCUGCGAGUACUCCAGCAAAUCGGAGGUGUCCCGAGCCAGGCAUUUCUUCCAGAAAGGCGGCAAACAGUUCCUGCUUUUUACAGAACGCUUUCACUUUUAUAAAAGAUACACCAUCAAAGGGAUCCAGAACCUGAUAUUUUACGGACUUCCUUCCUACCCUCACUUCUACAGUGAAGUUUGUAAUAUGUUGGCAGAGGGGGGUCAGGGCGAAGAGGCCAGCUGGACCUGCACCGCUCUCUACUCCCGCUACGAUGCCCACAAACUGGCUGCCAUCAGUGGCGCCCAGCGAGCCGGACAAAUGCUCAGUUCCCAUAAGACUGUUCACCUCUUUGUUACAGGAGGUGAAGACAAAGCCUCCUGAUGAAAAUGGUCGUUGAAAAGAGGGACCAUUGGACUCAUGCAUUUAACACAUUUGCCAAUCUGUUCAGUUUGAUAAUCUGCCUGUAUUAAAAACCGUGACUGCAAACAGCAAAUACUGCAACGUCAAACAGCAGCAUCAA